Messenger RNA from Mesocestoides corti, 600 nucleotides. The record is from the annotation of a GenBank genome assembly. Lineage: Eukaryota; Metazoa; Platyhelminthes; Cestoda; Cyclophyllidea; Mesocestoididae.
AUGAGUUUCGGAUCUGAAGCCACACCACUUAAGAAUUACUACAAGACUCUUGGUGUUCGGCAGAGCGCUACGACCAAGGAAAUUAAGGAGGCAUACAGAGCGCUCUCUAAAAAAUACCACCCUGAUAUCGCUGGCGACACCCCCGAAAUCCGGUCGAAGUUCGUUGAAAUAAAUGAGGCAAUAUCAGUUCUGGGAAAUGAAGCGAGUCGAAAAGAAUACGAUUUUCAGCGCAAACUCAACUCAUUUAGUGUAAUUGAAUCCGGGUACAAAAUGGAGUAUACCAAACCGAAUUCCUCUGACCCUGUUCUCAUCGCUGCCUACGAGGAAGAAAUGCGGAGGCGGUGGAAUGAAAGAUUGGUGGAAUGGAUGAAAGGACAGGGUGAAUACGAACUCGAACGCGGGCACCAUGUGAAACCCCUGCCGUCUUUCAUGAGUUAUUCCUACGUCUCAACUGAAGACGCCAAAAUUAGAUAUCUCUGCAUUUUCGGCUUACUUGUAUUCAUCGCAUCGCUAAUCUACGUAUACAAGGACAUAAAAGCCGCCUCCCGCAACAAACCCCGACGAACAAAACCAAGCGCUGAACAGACGACGCAGAUGUAG